Messenger RNA from Adineta steineri, 918 nucleotides. NCBI's taxonomy places the organism in Eukaryota, Metazoa, Rotifera, Eurotatoria, Adinetida, Adinetidae. The record is from the annotation of a GenBank genome assembly.
AUGUUAAGAAUAUUUUCACAUCGUAAUUUCGGAUUGCUUUAUGCAAAUAUUCAAACAAGAAUCUCUCUUAUCCGAUCAUAUUAUGAUUUAAUUAGUGAAAUGAAAAAAUUCAAUGAUAAAAAACAAUUCCAAAACGCAUUGAAAUUAUUUUAUGAAUGUGAAAAAUCAAAUCAUGGAAUGAUUUCAGGUGCAGCUGUAAGUCAAGCAUUAAAAUCUUGUACAAAUAUGAAAGAUUUUCAAUCUGGUUUAAUUCUUCAUCAACGAUAUUCAUCUCUAAUAGAAAAAAAUAAAUAUUCAUUAUCAUCACUUAUUCAUUUUUACAUGCAACUAGGAGAUGUUAAUCAUGCUCAAAUACUUUUUGAUAAAUUAAAAAAUAAAACAGUUGGUAUUUAUGGAGCAAUGAUGAAAGGAUAUAUUAAAAAUAAUAUGGCACAAAAAGCAAUCGACAUUUUCUUUCAAAUUACAAAUCCAGAUGAAAAAAAUAUUUCAUUAUUAUUUAAUGCAUGUGCUCGACUUGCAACUGAAGAAACAUUAAAUUUAGUAAAACAAGUUUUAUCUAAUCUUCCAGAUCGUUAUCAAAAUGAUGAAUAUAUUUUAACAACUGCUUUCGAUGUUUUUAUUAAAUGUAAGGAUUUACCAAAUGCUGAAAGAAUUUUUUCAAAACUUCCACAAAAUACAAUUAGCUAUGGAAAUUUAAUGAGUGCAUUUAAUAAAAAUAAUCAACCACAAAAAAUAUUCGAAUUAUAUGAACAAAUGAAAAUAAAUCAAAUUCAAUUAAAUCCAUCAGUUUGUGUCUUAUUAAUCAAUGCAUGUUCUACUCUUGGAAUAUAUUCAAUAUCAAAAUCAAUAUCUGAACAAAUUCCAGAAUCAUAUCUUAAUAAUAUCUUUAUAAACAAUGCAUUAAUUGAUAUGUGGGUA